AUGCACGACACUGUCAAGAUAUUACAAGAAGAAGGGAAUGCUCAUUAUGCCUGCGGUCGUUAUGACGCUGCUCGUGCAAGCUACACGACAGCAAUCGAUAUUUUAAAUGCAGUAUAUACGACCAAAGUCAAUGAUCUUCCUAUCCGUGACAGUAUUGUCCCAUGGGAGGCUCUAACAUUGUCACAAUUGCUUUCAAACCGAGCACAGACAGCCAUCCAAGAACGCAAUUUUAAAGCAGCUUUAAAUGAUGCAACACAAGCAUUACAAUACAAUACAAAGAAUGAAAAAGCGCUACGACGCAAACUUGUGGCACUAGAGAACUUGGAAAAGUUUGAAGUAGCGUUAGCAUUGAUUGACAAGAUACUGAAUAAUCAACGACAGUAUCGAGAAGAAGAAGGAGAUAAAGAUGAGUCAUAUCACAGUAUUGUGCCAUAUUGGGUGGCUGCACGACGUCGUGUGCGCAAUAAUUUGUCAAAGGAUCGUGAAGUGGCGGCUAGUGAAGUAAAACAGAUGGGGAACAUGGUGCAUGAUAACCAACAGCUACGAAUUAAUUUUGGAUGUUUAUUGCCAUCACAAGUACCAUUGAAGACGUCUUUUAACGUGAAUGUCAAUAUUGGGAACGAGUUUGGACUUUUUCGACGGGAUUAUGUUGAAAAAGGCAAACACAUUUAUCUGCACUGCUCGUUGCGUAACAACAGUAACGGUAGAUACAAGUUGGUAUUUCAAGAACCACUGGAUCUAUCAGGUGUUGAUGAUCAAGGCAGUGUGGAUGCAACCGGUAGAAUAAUGCUGAAUAACCGGGGCAAGGCCAGCUUUCAAGUUGCUAUUGUAACUACCGAUAUAGUGAAAGGCGACGUAUUGUCGAAUCAACUGGCGCUUGAGAUCCGCGCGCACGUGACAUCGAUAGCAAAGUGGAACCUCUUUCCUGUCGUGUCUUUGCCGUUCACUGUGGUAAAUGCCUGUGGUGAUUUAAAGGAAGGGGAUUCGGGUGGUCUUGGAGUGCACUGCUGUCGACCUGUGUCAAUGGCAGGACUGCAACAUGAUAUUCUUCUUGCAGAGUCACCAGGAAAUCUUGGCAUUGGAGGCAAGCUUUGGGACUCAUGCCUUGUGUUGACGCGCUACCUGGCUGCGCGGCGGGAACUACUGGUCGGGAAGGAAGUAGUGGAGCUUGGCAGCGGUUUGGGCCUCGUUGGUAUAUUUUGUUCCAAGCUUGGCGCUCGGGUCACCCUCACAGACGUUGAGGAGGUUGUUCCUUUACUGGACUACAACAUACGUUUAAACUAUACGGAAAGAGGUGAAGCAAACACUUCUACACAAAGCUUUGCUAAAGACGAUGCUGUCGUACAGGUGUUUCCUGUUGCAAGAGCACACCUUUGGGGAAAACCUCCGCGCGAUUUGCCAACGCAACCGGACAUGCUCGUGCUCUCCGAUGUCGUGUAUGAUCCUGAAGGAUACGCGCCCCUUGUGGCGUCGAUGAGCGCACUAGCAAUUUCUCCUGACACCCUUGUGCUGAUGGCUCACCGCUCGCGCAAUCCCAUAGAGCACCAGUUUUUUGAGCUUCUGUCGCAGAGCUUCACGUGCAAGGAGAUUGAUUGGCUUUCCACCGAGAAGUCCACUUCUGAAGCGGCUCCAGCUGGCGGCUUGUCAAGUGGAGAAAAUGCGCUUCAGGAUGUGAAAAUUUUUGAAAUUCGACGGCUGGUAGGCUGUGAUCGUGCUUGA
This is a messenger RNA of Peronospora belbahrii, 1719 nucleotides long. Lineage: Eukaryota; Oomycota; Peronosporomycetes; Peronosporales; Peronosporaceae. The record is from the annotation of a GenBank genome assembly.